AUGAAGUUCUUUGGCGGGAGCAAAAAGCAGUCGGCCACCUCGACCUCGUCGUCAAGGAAGCAUACGCCUAGUUCUAGUGUUGACGACCGCGACUUUUUGCAGCCCCAAGCGCACCCACACUCGGAACCUGCGUCGCCCACCAAGAGCUCGUCCAACCACAAAUCUCCGUCCAAGAAAAGUUCGCGGCCUGUGUCGUACCGUGAGCCCAGGGACGCUUCUACCGAAAAGCCGUCGUCGGCCUCCUCCACUCCUCGCCAGGCGAGGCUUUCUCGACACUCCACCGAGCCUUUGUCUACCUCGUCCUCGCGGCGCAGCAAAUUUGGCCCUGACACGCAUCCUCUGAAUUUGCCGCCUGAAGAGCGCCGUCGCUUGUCUAAAUUGUCCAGUUCCAACAUGAGCGAUCACAUGGACAUCGACCGGGAGCCGGUCAAUGGCGCCUCGUCGCCUGCCUCGCAGCCGCAGAGCAACCCGUCUGCCCAGACGAAUUUCUCCGUUCCUGUUCCGAAUGGAAACCAUCACAAUGACGCUCCGGCACCGCCGCCACACAGAUCCAACCCUUCCAGUCCCGUACCGACGGCUCUGGACGACGCUGAAGCCUACAAGGCCGCGGGUAACAGAUUUUUCAAGGACAUGAAUUACACAAAGGCUAUUGAACAAUACUCCAAAGCCGUCGAUCUGUUUCCCGACUCACCUACUUACUUGAGCAAUCGCGCCGCCGCUCGCAUGUCCAACGGCCAAUACGUGGCCGCACUAGAAGACUGUAGUCGCGCUGCCGAUCUAGACCCUCAAAAUUCCAAGGUUUUGUUGCGGCUCGCUCGUAUCUACACUGGUCUGGGCCGCCCCGAGGAAGCCAUGACGACCUUUAAUCGCAUUACGCCCGCGCCAUCCUCCAAAGACAUGGCUCCCACUAGGGAGAUGAUGUAUCACAUUGACACCGCCAAGCACAUCCUGAAGCAAGGUACUGGGGUUACAAUGGCUCUCCAUUCCAUUGACCAAGCGGAACGAGGUUUGGGACCUGGUGUCUCGAAGCCUCGCAAGUGGCAGCUCCUUCGCGGCGAUGCACAUCUGCUUGUCGGCCGUGAGAAUAAUUUGGGCGAGGCACAAGGUAUUGCCAUGUCUCUGUUACGGAACAAUGCUCAAGACCCCGAAGCACUGUUACUCCGCGGCCGAGUAUUGUAUGGCCAAGGCGACAACGCCAAGGCCAUCCAGUCAUUUCGUAUGGCCCUCACCUGCGAUCCAGACUACCGUGACGCCGUCAAGUGUCUCAAGACUGUGCAGAGGCUAGAUCGCAUGAAGGAGGAAGGUAAUGUCGAAUACAAGGCCGGUAGAUUCCAAGCCGCCAUCGGAAAGUAUAGCGAGGCUCUCGAGGUUGAUCCCAACAACCACAGCAUCAAUGCCAAGCUCCUACAGAACCGCGCUCUAUGCAAGAUCAGGAUCAAGAAAUACGACGAGGCAAUUGCUGAUGCCGAAAGGGCAGUCAGCCUUGAUCCGAGCUAUCUCAAAGCCAAAAAGACCAAGGCCAACGCGCUAGGCCAAGCUGGAAAAUGGGAGGAGUCUGUUCGGGAGUGGAAGUCGAUUCAGGAGGCUGAUCCAGCAGACCGCACGAUUCCAAGAGAAGUCCGCCGAGCAGAACUCGAGCUGAAGAAGAGCCUGCGGAAGGAUUACUACAAGAUUCUGGGUGUAGAAAAGGACUGCGGGUCUGAUGAUGUCAAAAAGGCCUACCGUAAGAUGGCUAUCAAGCUUCACCCUGACAAGAACCUGGACGAUCCAGAUGCCGAAGCCAAGUUCAAGGACCUGUCAGAAGCCUAUGAGACCUUGAGCGAUCCUCAGAAGAAGGCUGCAUACGACAAUGGCGACGAUCUCAUGGACCCGGCAGACAUGUUUGGCGGCGGAGGCAUGGGCGGCAUGGGUGGAAUCGAUCCCGAGAUUCUGUUCAGCAUGAUGGGUAACCAGGGUGGCUUUGGCGGAGGGGGCUUCCGAUCCGCUGGCGCAGGAUUCCCAGGCGGCGCUCAUUUCAAUUUCACCAAUGCCAGCGGUGGUCGGUCCCGAGGCGGCCAAUUCCCCUUCCAGUGA
This is a messenger RNA of Metarhizium album ARSEF 1941, 2073 nucleotides long. RefSeq names its product DNAJ domain containing protein. The record is from RefSeq and is a predicted model, not a curated record. Bases 1 to 2073 code for a protein of 690 amino acids. Lineage: Eukaryota; Fungi; Ascomycota; Sordariomycetes; Hypocreales; Clavicipitaceae. The transcript is spliced from 3 exons. Gene Ontology annotation, molecular function: protein binding.